Drosophila serrata is the source of this 703-nucleotide messenger RNA. RefSeq lists its product as uncharacterized. Gene Ontology annotation, molecular function: protein binding. Lineage: Eukaryota; Metazoa; Arthropoda; Insecta; Diptera; Drosophilidae. The record is from RefSeq and is a predicted model, not a curated record.
GCUUAGCAUUUAAUACAAAGAUCUUCAAUAUGAAAUCGUAUCUCGCCAUUUGCCUGCUACUCGGCCUCGCUCUUAGCCACGUUAGUGCAAACUGCUCGAGAGAUUGUCCAGAUACUGAGGAUGUUGUUUGGGCCCUUGGAGGAGGAUGCAAUGUCUUCCGGAACAAGUGCUUCUUCGAUAAGGAGAAUUGUCACCGCAAGCCAGCGCUGAAGAUCACAACCAAGGAGGAGUGCCAGAAGCUCUGUGCGGAUGCUUGUCCACAGGUGUACCAGCCCACAGGUGGAAUCUAUAAGGGUCAGCUCCGGAGCUUCGGAAAUGAGUGCGAAAAGAUUGCUCACACCUGUCGGACUGGCGAGACUUUUUUGUAAACCGGGAGACUUAUCAGAGAGAUUUCAUAAUAAAGUGAUAUAUACCUAAUUUAAUUAUUGGAAUUUCCCGUCGACAAAUUUAAAAGAUGUUUUGAUAGUUCAGAAAUUGUGAAAUAUGUAUUACGUGAAAGCUAAAAUAAAUAAAUUUAUUAAAGUAAAUAAAGUCAUUCGAAUAUUUAUUUUAAAACACGUAUUGAAACUAAUGAGCUAGCUUUGAAGGUAAAAUAGAUAGCAUUUAAUUACUGAAAACCAGACAAAAUCAAGUUUAAACUCUCACGCUUCAUGACAGCACGUUUGUUUAACGUCAAUAAAAGUAUAUGAAGGAUAUUUAAGAU